GCAGAUGGCUGAGAGCUAGCAAGGAAAACUCAGGACCAUGAUGGCUCAGUUUCCCACAGCUAUGAAUGGUAAGCAGCUUUGUGCUUGUGGCAAGAUGAGGUUAUGGAUUUUUUUUUUUUUUGGUAGAGGUUUAAAAUAUUCAUGUAGAUAAUUUUCCUUAAGUGUAUAAAUACAAAACUUGAAGUAUUCUUGGAAAAUAUUUUGGAACACUGCAUAUGUCUUCUGUAAGAAUAUUAUGUUGUAAAUCCCAUGACUAUAUUCUGGAACGUGUGUUUGCCAUUGAGCAGUUAGGAAUAACCAAAAGGUAUAUUGUGUUUGAUGCAUAAAACUGGAUGACAAAUAGCAGAGUGCUAUAAGGUGACUAUUAAAGGUAUUUUGAUAACAUAACAUGAUUGUAAACCGAUGAAGCCAAUAAAGAUUAAUUUAGUAAUAUUUAUGUAAGAUUAUGUUUUCCCUUUAGAUAAGAUUAUGUAUGCCUGCAUACAUAAUUGUUUAAUAUCAAACAUUUUAAAAGAAAGUGCUGGCCGGGUGUGGUGGCUCAUGCCUGUAAUUACAGCACUUUGUGAGGCUGAGGAGGGAGAUCACUUGAGGUCAGGAGUUCGAGACCAGCCUGGUCAACAUGGUGAAACCCAAUCUCUACUAAAAAUACAAAAACUAGCCGAGUGUGGUCAUGGGCACCUGUAAUCCCAGCUGCUUGGGAGGUUGAGGCAGGAGAAUCACUUGAACUACCCGGGAGGUGGUGGUUGCAGUGUACCGAGAUAGGGCCACUACACUCCAGCCUGGGAAAGAGUGAGACUCCAUUUAAAAAAAAAAGAAAAAGAAAAAGAAAAAGAAAAUGCUUAGGUAAUUUGAAUAAUGAAAAGUUUUUAAAGUUUUGUUCUGAUUGUAGCUUUAAUUCUUUUCCCAAAUACUAAUUAACUACCCUUAGUAGGUAUUAAGUUACUGUGUUUGUCAUUUAUAAUUAAUUGAAAAACAUGCAUUAUAUUUUUAAAUCGCUAAAGAAAUCUAGAUUCUGAAUUCUUAAUUUUAUGUUAAAUUGUAUUAGCUAAUUGUAGAUAAAUAUCAGGAAAUAGAGAAUAAACUCAAUAAUUCUUUAUUAUUUAAAUUGAAAACAGUAAUAUUAAAGAGCAUUUAAAAAAAGGAGGGAAGAAUCACCAUUCUACCAUCUUCACAAAGCAAUUCUGUUUUGAUAUUACCGUCUAGUGUUAAUCAGUUGUUUUUUAAACUUGUUUUCAGACAUAGGACCAAAUCAUUACAUUGUUAAUAACGAAAAUACAUGUUGUAUAUCUAAAGUUUUAUGUCUCAGGAUUUAGGAAAAUCUUGGAGAAGUGAAUUAUUUGUAUAAAAAGUAAAAUCAAAUUCUGUGUGGUGAGGUCAUGUGUCAUUUAAGGAUAGACUUGAAGUAAAGAUUUUGUUGUUUCGUGUUUUACCUUUUCAGAACCUAUUAUUUAAGGAUUAAUGUGAGUAUUGCUCCUAUUGGGAAAAUGGUGUGGGAUUAUAAACAUUGAUGCCACAGACAAUUUUUAAUAAUUAAAUAAUUUUUCCAUAAUGAGUGAUACAUGUAAGUUUAAAAUUAGGGCAGUGAUUGUAGUAGUAACAUGCUCUACUCAAGUUUGAGGAUUUUUAUGCCCCAUACAAAGGAAUUUGCAUUAAACAGUUGAAUUGUAAACUUCAGCCAACAUGUUAAUCAGUUUUAUAAGCAAAAUGAACAUAAAGCAGUACAGUCCCGGUCCUUCUUUAUUCUGCUUCUUCCAUUCCAUAAACAUUUAUAUAUCUACUUUGCAGUUCAUUGCAUUAUAUAUAAAAUAUAACAUUGAGAACAAAUGGACUAUUCAAUAACAAAAGAAUGAUUAUGUGAAUAAUCAUCUAAAAUGUUGGAAAAUGCAUUUAGAAGUGCUAUAUAGGCAUACAGAUAGUAAUUUUUUUUAAACUUCUGAAGAAUUAAUUGCAUAUGUAGACUGUGGUACCUUCCUACUUAGAAGAUUGACGAUAACUUAGACAUAUCUAAUUUAAGUUCAAUUCAGGGUUUAAGAUGUUACUGAGAGCAGCAUUCAUGUAUAGUACAAAACUUUGCUCCUCUAGUAAUCCUGACAUAGAUUGUUAAAUUGUUUUGAUGCCCAUUGCUAUUGGGACUUGUCUGUAAGUAUGCCUGUGUGUGAAUGUGUAUGUGUGUGUGUAUGUGUGUGUGUGUAUGUAUAUACGUGUGUGUGUAAAAACCGAGAUGAGACUACUUACUGAAUGAGAUCUAGCCUAUAGUAGAUGUUCUGUAAAUGUGAAAAUUUUUUUCUUCACUGACUAUAAGAACUUGUUUGAAAGAGCCAGCAAGUGAGAUGAGAAUAAGCAACAGAAAUGUUUAUGAAAAUCCCAUAUUUUCAAUAUCAGUGAUGAGUUAGGGGAAGCGGAUAGAAUUUUAAUGUAUUUCUAACACGAUUAUUACAUAUUGUAAAAGUUUGUUAGCUUUUUAGGGAAAUAUUAGACAUCAACCCCUAAACUUAGAUUUUUCUGCCUCUUCGAUAAGGCUUACAGAUAAAUAUAGACUAAGAUUGGGAGAUUUUUACUUGAAGUUCAAAGUAACAAACUUUUGCCUUUUCAAAGGGUUCUGUUAGUUGAUAUAUUUAAAUAAGAAAGCCAGGACUGAAUUAACUAUUUUAAAAUUGGCUUUGAAUUACACGUAUUGCCCAGUUUUCUUAUUGCAGUGUUUUGUUUUUUGAGACAGGGUCUCCACUCUGUUGCCCAGGUUGGAGUGUAGUGGUAUGAACACAGCUCACUGCAGCCUCGACUUGCUAGAUUCAAGCAAUCCUCCUGCCUCUGCUUCCUGAGUAGCUGGGACCACAGGUGUGAGCCACCACACCCAGCUAAUUUUUAGAUUUUUUGUAGACAUGGGGGUCUCACUAUCUUGUCCAAGCUGGUCUUGAACUCUUGGGCUCAAGAAGUCCUCCACCUUAGCCUCCCAAAGUGCUUGGAUUACAGGCAUGAGCCAUCACACCUGACCAGUGUUAUCUUUUUGUUCCUAGAAAAUUCUUGGUGCAUUAAUACUUUAUGUUUUAAUAUGAUUAAUUUUUUAAAAGGUUAUUUGAACACUACUUAAAAAUUAUUCCUUGUUAAAAUGCCUUAGAACAUUUUUAUUCUCUUGGUUACAUUAAUCAUGAUAAUAUGUAACCGUGAUUGUUGUGUGUGAUUUUCUUGGCUGGUAGAGUCUCUUUAAAAUAUUAGAGUCUGUGAGUUCUUUUAAGGUGUUCAUUUUUUUUUUUUUUUUUUUUUUUUUUGAGACAGGGUCUUACUCUGUCAACCCAGCCUGGAGUACAGUGGCAUGAACAUUGCUCACUGCAAUCUCAACCUCCAGGCUCAAGCAAUUCCUUCUGCCUCAGCCUCCAGAGUAACUGGGACUACAGACAUGUGCCACCAAGACCAGCUACUUAAAAGAAUUUUUUUUUUAGAGAUAGGGGUCUCACUAUGUUGACCAGGCUGGUCUCAACUCCUGGGCUCAAGUGAUCCUCCUGCCCUAGCCUUCUGAAGUGCUGGGCUGUGCCCAGGCAAGUGGUUCAUUUUAUUCAUCUUUGUACCCCAUAAACAUUUACUGAAUGAAUGAAUAUGAAGGUGUCAAGAUUACUGAUUGGAGACAUGAGGAACUAAGCAGUAAACAAACAGAUGGGUUGAGUUUAGCCCCUGUGAAAACACAUAGCCAAGGAAAUGUCAGGAGAUAGUAAUAUAUAUAAGAAAGCAUCAUACUGUGAUGAGCAUUGGUGCAUCAAUCUUGAUGCAGCAGAACUCUCUUUUGUCUUAGGAUAGCAGUAGAGUCCAUCACUGCCCGGGGGUAUAUAUACCCAUGUAUGUUAGAGCAGCUUUUUAAAAAAAAUUUAAUUUAAUUUAAUUUAAUUUAAUUUUUUUGAGACGGAGUCUCGCUCUGUCUCCCAGGCUGGAGUGCAGUGGCAUGAUCUCUGCUCACUGCAAGCUCCGCCUACUGGGUUCACGCCGUUCUCCUGCCUCAGCCUCCCGAGUAGCUGGGACUACAGGCGCUCACCACCACGCCUAGCUAAGUUUUUGUAUUUUUAGUAGAGAUGGGGUUUCACCACGUUAGCCAGGAUGGUCUCCAUCUCCUGACCUCGUGAUCCACCCGCCUUGGCCUCCCAAAGUGCUGGGAUUACAGGUGUGAGCCACCAUGCCUGGCCGAGCAGCUUUUAAGCCUUCUUAACCAAACUCUUCAGACUUAAAAUAGUCUUAAGGUUUCUAACUAAAGAGCCUUAGUUUCAGGCUAUUCCCUGAGAAAGAUUUGAAUGCUCUGACUUCUUUUUAAUUAUAUUGUUCCCUGGGAUUGGGUUGAAUAAGGAAACUAAUUUAUUGAGGACUCCUAAUAUGGCAGGCAUGUAUUAGAUGCUUUAUAUUUUUGUUUUAGUUUAUUUUAAAGUUGGGUUUAUUGGGGGUAUAAUUCACCCUUUUAAAGUAUACGGUUCGAUGAGUUUCUAAAACUAUAUAUAGUCAUAUAAAUUAGGAUAUAAAACAUUUGCAUCACCUAAAAAGUUCUCUGUACCCUUAUACCUCCACCUUUAGCCAUGUAUUAUUGGCAACCACUAAUCAGAUUUCUGUCCUUACAGUUCUGCCUUUUCCAGAAUGUCAUAUAAAUGGAAUACACAAUAUGUAGCCUUUGGUGUCUGGCUUCUGUGACUUAGCAAAAUAUCUUUGUGAUUCAGUCAUAAUGUUGCAUGCAUUUCUCCUGUUUACUGCUGAAUAGUAGUCCAUUGUAUAAAUGUGUACCACAAUUUAUUUAUCCAUUCAGCCGUUCAGGUGCAGAACAUUUGGGUUAUUUCCAGGUUUUAGUGAUUAUGACUAAAUCUGCUAUAACCAUCAGAGAACAGGUUUUUAUGUGGAAAUAGGUCUUCGUUUCUCUUGGGUAUUUACCCAAGAGUCUUUUGUUAAUACUCAGUCUAUUGUUGGGUCAUGUGGAAAUAUAUAUUUAACUUCAUAAGAAAUUCCCAAACUGUUUUCCAAAGUGACUGUCACAUUUGCUUUCCCACCAGCAUAUAUGAGUUGCGGUUGUUUGGCAUCUUUAUCAGCACUCCGUGUUGUUUUUUUUUUUAAUUUUCAGACAUGCUAAUAGACAUGCAGUGAUACCUUUUUGUGAUUUUAAUUUACAUUUCCCUGAUGAUAGUGAUAUUGAGCAUCUUGUCACGUGCUUAUUUGCCAUCUGUAUAUCUUUGAUGUGUCUGUUCAAAUCUUUUGUUCCUUUUUUUUGAGGGGGGGGAUUAUUUUCUAAUUUUUGAGUUGAAUAGUUCUGUAUAUAUGCUGACCUAUAUUUAUUGAAUAUGUUUUGCAAAUGUUUUCUCUCAGCCUGUAGUUUGUCUUUUCCUUUUCUUAAGAGUGUCCUUUAAGAGAGUGGAAAUUUUAGAUUUUUAUAAAGUCCAGUUUGUCAAAAUAUUUUAAUGAUUUUUGCCUUUUGUGUUCCAAAAAGUCAUUGCAUAAUCCAAAAUCACAAACAUUUUCUUCCAUAUUUUCUUCAGGAAGUUUUAUCUUAUAUCUAGUUCUGUGAUUCAUUGAGAGUUAAUUCAUGUAUAUGCUGGAAGGUUGAGGUUCUUUUGUUGUUUUUUCAUAUGGAUAUCCAGUUCUUUCAGCACCAUUUGAUGAAAGGACUGUUUUCCACCUUGAAUUAUCUCCACAUGUUGUUGGAAAUCAAUGGACAAUAUAUUUGUUAAUGCUGGGGGCUCAGUGAGUUGCUGCAUAUAAAGUCCCUGACAAUAGUCAGGGUUCAAUAAAGGAGGGCCAAACAUGUGGGCUAUUACCUCUGAAGAACGUACUAAGCAUGACAGGCAGUUUGAUAACCUCAAACCUUCAGGAGGUUACAUAACAGGUGAUCAAGCACGUAAUUUUUUCCUACAAUCAGGUCUGCCGGCCCCUGUUUUAGCUGAAAUAUGGGCUUUAUCAGACCUAAACAAGGAUGGGAAGAUGGAUCAGCAAGAGUUCUCCAUAGCUAUGAAACUCAUCAAACUGAAGCUUCAAGGCCAACAGUUGCCUGUGGUUCUCCCUCCUAUUAUGAAGCAACCCCCUAUGUUUUCUCCAUUAAUUUCUGCUCGUUUUGGAAUGGGAAGCAUGCCCAAUCUGUCCAUUCCUCAGCCAUUGCCUCCAGCUGCACCUAUAACAUCAUUGUCUUCUGCGACUUCAGGGACCAACCUUCCUCCCUUAAUGAUGCCCACUCCCCUAGUGCCUUCUGUUAGCACAUCAUCAUUACCAAAUGGAACCGCCAGUCUCAUUCAGCCUUUACCCAUUCCUUAUUCUUCUUCAACAUUGCCUCAUGGGUCAUCUUAUAGUCUGAUGAUGGGAGGAUUUGGAGGUGCUAGUAUACAGAAAGCGCAGUCUCUGAUUGAUUUAGGAUCUAGUAGCUCAACUUCCUCGACUGCUUCACUCUCAGGGAACUCACCCAAGACUGGGACCUCAGAGUGGGCAGUUCCUCAGCCUACAAGAUUAAAAUAUCGGCAAAAAUUUAAUACUCUUGACAAAAGUAUGAGUGGAUAUCUCUCAGGUUUUCAAGCUAGAAAUGCCCUUCUUCAGUCAAAUCUUUCUCAAACUCAGCUGGCUACUAUUUGGACUCUGGCUGACGUUGAUGGUGAUGGACAGCUAAAAGCAGAAGAGUUUAUUCUUGCAAUGCACCUUACUGACAUGGCCAAAGCUGGACAGCCAUUACCACUGACUUUACCUCCUGAGCUUGUUCCUCCAUCUUUCAGAGGAGGAAAGCAAAUUGAUUCCAUUAAUGGAACUCUGCCUUCAUAUCAGAAAAUGCAAGAAGAGGAGCCUCAGAAGAAAUUACCAGUUACUUUUGAGGACAAACGGAAAGCCAACUAUGAGCGAGGGAACAUGGAGCUGGAAAAGCGACGCCAAGCCUUGAUGGAGCAGCAACAAAGGGAGGCAGAACGUAAAGCCCAGAAAGAAAAGGAAGAGUGGGAACGAAAACAGAGAGAAUUACAAGAACAAGAAUGGAAGAAACAACUUGAAUUAGAAAAACGCUUAGAGAAGCAACGGGAAUUGGAGAGACAACGAGAGGAAGAAAGGAGAAAAGACAUAGAAAGACGAGAGGCAGCAAAACAGGAACUUGAACGACAACGUCGCUUAGAAUGGGAGAGAAUUCGGCGACAGGAGCUUCUCAAUCAAAAGAAUAGAGAACAAGAAGAAAUUGUCAGGUUAAACUCUAAAAAGAAGAAUCUUCAUCUUGAGUUGGAAGCACUGAAUGGCAAACAUCAGCAGAUCUCAGGCAGACUUCAGGAUGUCCGACUCAAAAAGCAAACUCAAAAGACUGAGCUGGAAGUUCUGGAUAAGCAGUGUGACUUGGAAAUUAUGGAAAUCAAGCAACUUCAACAGGAACUUCAGGAAUAUCAGAAUAAGCUUAUCUAUCUGGUACCUGAGAAGCAAUUAUUAAAUGAAAGAAUUAAAAACAUGCAGUUCAGUAACACACCUGAUUCAGGGGUCAGUUUACUUCAUAAAAAAUCAUUAGAAAAGGAAGAAUUAUGCCAAAGACUUAAAGAACAGUUAGAUGCUCUUGAAAAAGAAACUGCAUCUAAGCUGUCAGAAAUGGAUUCUUUUAACAAUCAACUAAAGUGUGGGAAUAUGGAUGACUCUGUUCUUCAGUGCCUUUUGUCUCUGCUAAGCUGUCUCAACAACCUCUUCCUCUUACUUAAGGAACUGAGAGAAACCUACAACACACAGCAGUUAGCCCUUGAACAGCUUUAUAAGAUCAAACGUGACAAGUUGAAGGAAAUUGAAAGGAAAAGAUUAGAACUAAUGCAGAAAAAGAAACUAGAAGAUGAGGCUGCAAGGAAAGCAAAGCAAGGAAAAGAAAACUUAUGGAAAGAAAAUCUUAGAAAGGAGGAAGAAGAAAAACAAAAGCGACUCCAGGAAGAAAAAACACAAGAAAAAAUUCAAGAAGAGGAACGGAAAGCUGAGGAGAAACAACGUAAGGAUAAGGAUACUUUGAAAGCUGAGGAGAAAAAACGUGAGACAGCUAGUGUUUUGGUGAAUUAUAGAGCAUUAUACCCCUUUGAAGCAAGGAACCAUGAUGAGAUGAGUUUUAAUUCUGGAGAUAUAAUUCAGGUUGAUGAAAAAACCGUAGGAGAACCUGGUUGGCUUUAUGGUAGUUUUCAAGGAAAUUUUGGCUGGUUUCCAUGCAAUUAUGUAGAAAAAAUGCCAUCAAGUGAAAAUGAAAAAGCUGUAUCUCCAAAGAAGGCCUUACUUCCUCCUACAGUUUCUUUAUCUGCUACCUCAACUUCCUCUGAACCACUUUCUUCAAAUCAACCAGCAUCAGUGACUGAUUAUCAAAAUGUAUCUUUUUCAAACCUAACUGUAAAUACAUCAUGGCAGAAAAAAUCAGCCUUCACUCGAACUGUGUCCCCUGGAUCUGUAUCACCUAUUCAUGGACAGGGACAAGUGGUAGAAAACUUAAAAGCACAGGCCCUUUGUUCCUGGACUGCAAAGAAAGAUAACCACUUGAACUUCUCAAAACAUGACAUUAUUACUGUCUUGGAGCAGCAAGAAAAUUGGUGGUUUGGGGAGGUGCAUGGAGGAAGAGGAUGGUUUCCCAAAUCUUAUGUCAAGAUCAUUCCUGGGAGUGAAGUAAAACGGGAAGAACCAGAAGCUUUGUAUGCAGCUGUAAAUAAGAAACCUACCUCGGCAGCCUAUUCAGUUGGAGAAGAAUAUAUUGCACUUUAUCCAUAUUCAAGUGUGGAACCUGGAGAUUUGACUUUCACAGAAGGUGAAGAAAUAUUGGUGACCCAGAAAGAUGGAGAGUGGUGGACAGGAAGUAUUGGAGAUAGAAGUGGAAUUUUUCCAUCAAACUAUGUCAAACCAAAGGAUCAAGAGAGUUUUGGGAGUGCUAGCAAGUCUGGAGCAUCAAAUAAAAAACCUGAGAUUGCUCAGGUAACUUCAGCAUAUGUUGCUUCUGGUUCUGAACAACUUAGCCUUGCACCAGGACAGUUAAUAUUAAUUCUAAAGAAAAAUACAAGUGGGUGGUGGCAAGGAGAGUUACAGGCCAGAGGAAAAAAGCGACAGAAAGGAUGGUUUCCUGCCAGUCAUGUUAAACUUUUGGGUCCAAGUAGUGAAAGAGCCACACCUGCCUUUCAUCCUGUAUGUCAGGUGAUUGCUAUGUAUGACUAUGCAGCAAAUAAUGAAGAUGAGCUCAGUUUCUCCAAGGGACAACUCAUUAAUGUUAUGAACAAAGAUGAUCCUGAUUGGUGGCAAGGAGAGAUCAACGGGGUGACUGGUCUCUUUCCUUCAAACUACGUUAAGAUGACGACAGACUCAGAUCCAAGUCAACAGUGGUGUGCUGAUCUGCAAACCCUGGACACAAUGCAGCCAAUUGAGAGGAAAAGACAGGGCUAUAUUCAUGAGCUGAUUCAGACCGAAGAGCGGUACAUGGCUGACCUUCAGCUCGUCGUCGAGGUUUUUCAGAAACGCAUGGCAGAGUCAGGCUUUCUCACUGAAGGGGAGAUGGCCCUGAUUUUUGUUAACUGGAAGGAGCUCAUCAUGUCCAACACAAAGCUGCUGAAGGCUUUGCGGGUGCGGAAGAAGACCGGGGGCGAGAAGAUGCCGGUGCAGAUGAUUGGGGACAUCCUGGCCGCUGAGCUGUCCCACAUGCAGGCUUACAUCAGGUUCUGCAGCUGCCAGCUUAAUGGAGCAGCUCUGUUACAGCAGAAGACAGAUGAAGACACAGAUUUCAAAGAAUUUUUAAAGAAGCUGGCAUCUGACCCGCGGUGUAAAGGAAUGCCCCUCUCCAGCUUCCUGCUGAAACCCAUGCAGAGGAUCACCCGCUACCCACUGCUCAUCAGAAGUAUUCUGGAGAACACCCCGGAGAGCCAUGCAGACCAUUCCUCCCUAAAGCUGGCCCUCGAGCGGGCAGAGGAGCUGUGCUCUCAAGUGAAUGAGGGAGUUCGGGAGAAGGAAAACUCGGACCGACUGGAGUGGAUCCAGGCGCACGUGCAGUGUGAAGGCCUCGCGGAGCAACUUAUUUUCAACUCUCUCACCAACUGCCUGGGGCCCCGGAAGCUCUUACACAGUGGGAAAUUAUACAAGACCAAGAGCAACAAGGAACUGCACGGAUUCCUCUUCAAUGACUUCCUGCUUCUUACCUACAUGGUCAAGCAGUUUGCUGUUUCCUCUGGCUCUGAGAAACUUUUCAGCUCGAAGUCCAAUGCUCAAUUCAAAAUGUAUAAAACGCCCAUUUUCCUGAAUGAAGUCUUGGUGAAACUGCCCACAGACCCUUCCAGCGAUGAGCCUGUCUUCCACAUUUCCCACAUUGAUCGGGUCUACACCCUCCGAACAGACAACAUUAAUGAGAGGACCGCCUGGGUGCAGAAGAUCAAGGCGGCGUCUGAGCAGUACAUCGACACCGAGAAGAAGAAGCGUGAGAAAGCUUACCAAGCCCGCUCCCAAAAGACUUCAGGCAUUGGGCGCCUGAUGGUGCAUGUCAUUGAAGCUACAGAAUUAAAAGCCUGCAAACCAAAUGGAAAGAGCAACCCAUACUGUGAAAUCAGCAUGGGCUCCCAGAGCUACACCACCAGGACCAUCCAGGACACACUCAAUCCCAAGUGGAAUUUUAACUGCCAGUUCUUUAUUAAGGAUCUCUACCAAGACGUGCUGUGUCUCACCCUGUUUGACAGAGACCAGUUUUCACCAGAUGAUUUCCUGGGUCGUACUGAAAUUCCAGUGGCAAAAAUUCGAACAGAACAGGAAAGCAAAGGCCCUAUGACCCGCCGACUGCUGCUGCAUGAGGUCCCCACCGGGGAGGUCUGGGUCCGUUUUGACCUGCAGCUUUUUGAGCAAAAAACUCUCCUGUAGGGGUUCUAAAGGACAGCACCAGCGGGACAGCCCACAAGGCUGGGGCUGGAGAAUGAGAGACUGCGCUCUCUUGGGGCUGAGGGAGCACCAUGCAGCUUCACCCCUCACAAAGCCAUGCACGCUGGGGGCUCUGUUUUCCUGCACACUAAAUAGCUAGCAAUCUAUGCAAACACCUUUCCCAUAAAGAAACCAAACCCCAUAGUACAGUGCCUUGUCCUAGUGUUCACAUGUUCAGCUCUGUUUGUUUAGAUGCCAAGGUUUCCAUUUUCAGGGCUAUAAAAAGUAUUACUUGGAAAUGAGGCAUCAGACCACCAGAUGUUACCGCUCGGUUGAAUGUGUCCACCGUGGAGUGGUUUGGUGACGCUGUAACCAUUCCACGCCAGUGACCUCUGCUGGGUCACAGCCACUCAGGAGGGGAAGGGUCAGGAUGAGAGGCUGCAGCCUCGACACUUGGCGCGGCCUGAUACUGAAAUAGCGUCUACUCGUGCACUGAAUAAAAACAGAAACUUGAUCAUUUUAUUCCUGAUUAGAUUUUAUCACUCUCUGCUAAGACAAUAUAGUCUGGAGUAUAAGUGGGAAAGCUUGAUUUAAAUACUGUGAACUCUAAUAAUGUGGAAAAUAUUUUUCAACUUUAAUUUUCUGAAGUAUAAAUUAUUUAUGUAAAUUCAUUGUUUUUGCAUAUUUCUUAGGACAUGCAUCUUUAAGCUUUAUCAUUGCCCAUAUGUACAGAAAGAGAAUAAAGACAUAUGUUUAUGGAUGGAA
Messenger RNA from Homo sapiens (human), 11574 nucleotides. RefSeq names its product intersectin 2 (gene ITSN2). The record is from RefSeq and is a predicted model, not a curated record. Gene Ontology annotation, cellular component: cytoplasm; synapse. The transcript is spliced from 40 exons. Lineage: Eukaryota; Metazoa; Chordata; Mammalia; Primates; Hominidae. The coding region runs from base 5761 to 10812 and encodes 1683 amino acids. Gene Ontology annotation, molecular function: calcium ion binding; guanyl-nucleotide exchange factor activity.